AUGAUUCAUGCUGAUCGCGUGCUGCCACUAGCCAAUCUCUCUUCCUCCUCCUGGUCGCCCUCCUAUCGGCCGUCCAGCUUCUGUGCCCGAGACCAGUUAGAAAGUCUCAUUGCCAGACACGGUCACCCCACCCGCGUUUCGUUGUCAUCGCUCCAGGAGUUAACCGCAACCUCAUCUACAUAUAAUCCUCCUUCCCCCGACUCGUCGAGCUCAGACACAUCAGACUCCCUCGAGACCCUCACUCUGACUCAGUCAACCUCCCGGCCUAUUCCCAUCCCCAAGCCGUCUCCCUCCCUUCGCGAUAAGGACUUUCCCGUCACCCCUCUAACAGGGCGUUUUGAUAAAGGCUAUUAUUUUGCCCAUCGUGACCACACCCCCGAGGGGCAGCGAGAAAGGGACUUCCAUCGCAAGGCCAGUCGAUCUGGUCAUCACCACCCUCAUCGUUCACCCUCGUCCAGAAUGCGUUCUGACAGCUCAACAUUCUACCCAUCCGCCAUCUCCCCCGCCAUGUCUCCAGCUGGACGUCCCUCCUCCCCGCAGCCCUCUCGCUCGCAGGGACAGAGCACCUCCAAGUCCAUGCCUGCCUUCCAUUUGGGAAGCUUGCCACGAUUCCAUCCGGCAGUCUAUCAGUCAUCCGGCAGCACUCAAGCACAGCCUUCUUCACCACGCCAGCCUCGACAGCCCGGAUAUCGCACGGCUUCUGGCUCCCGUGAUGGAAUGUGGCAGUAUCGAGACUUUGUGGAUGGGGCUGCCCUACCCAAGACUCCUGGAACCUUAUCGCCGGGCCCAUCCGCUCCGCGACUAGACCCUCUUCGCAGCCCUGGCCCGGUAACCCCGCUGGCGCUGGAAGAGGCCAGUGGUUAUCUGACCUCGGGCCCCUCUAGCUCCUCCGACUUCUCCUCUCGAGAACACUCUGGGCCGGCCCCAGAUAUGGUGGACAGGCUAAUUGCUCGGGAGACCGAACGGACCCGACAGAAAGCUAUGAAGCCCCUCAAAGGCUUCUAG
Messenger RNA from Aspergillus luchuensis, 1005 nucleotides. RefSeq lists its product as uncharacterized. The transcript has a single exon. Lineage: Eukaryota; Fungi; Ascomycota; Eurotiomycetes; Eurotiales; Aspergillaceae. The coding region runs from base 1 to 1005 and encodes 334 amino acids. The record is from RefSeq and is a predicted model, not a curated record.